This is a messenger RNA of Heterobasidion irregulare TC 32-1, 387 nucleotides long. RefSeq lists its product as uncharacterized. The record is from RefSeq and is a predicted model, not a curated record. The transcript is spliced from 4 exons. Lineage: Eukaryota; Fungi; Basidiomycota; Agaricomycetes; Russulales; Bondarzewiaceae. Bases 1 to 387 code for a protein of 128 amino acids.
AUGGCUCACAGCAGCAACCUGGUCACUGUGCACCUCUUCACUUUCUGGGUCACACAUCUCGAGGGUCUCGGGAAAGGUUCACGCUAUCUGCUCCCCAAGCCCGAAGUUUUGCGUCUUCACAUGAAAGAUACUUCCCGCAAUGCCGCAUUGCUGUCGUCACCAGUGUGUUCGAGCUUUCUGACUCGGGGUUUUACAUCUGGUCGCCGCGAUGGGUACAAGAGCGGUAUCCGGAACGGCACCCCGAUGACACACAGCGCAUAUGUAGAAUGCCACCUUGGAGCUGGAGAUGGUCCAGGAAUAUACCUCGCGAUGCACGCGGCGAAGAUGGUCGGCCAAGGAUGGUCGGCGAGCGUACACGACGUGUUCUUGGCAUUAACCCCGCGCUGA